Carassius gibelio (silver crucian carp) is the source of this 1405-nucleotide messenger RNA. RefSeq names its product arachidonate 12-lipoxygenase, 12R-type-like. The transcript is spliced from 10 exons. Gene Ontology annotation, molecular function: protein binding; iron ion binding; oxidoreductase activity, acting on single donors with incorporation of molecular oxygen, incorporation of two atoms of oxygen. The record is from RefSeq and is a predicted model, not a curated record. Gene Ontology annotation, biological process: linoleic acid metabolic process; lipid oxidation. NCBI's taxonomy places the organism in Eukaryota, Metazoa, Chordata, Actinopteri, Cypriniformes, Cyprinidae. Bases 176 to 1390 code for a protein of 404 amino acids.
AUGAAUACAUUACAAGAAAGUUAUAAAAUCCUGGGGUUCUUCUGCUCUUGUCCUCUUCUUGUUCAGGUCAUUCUGAAAGCUACAAGAUCCUUGUUUUGGCAAAAACCUGUUACAACAGUUGUUGCAAUUCUUACAUCACUAGCAUUGUGAUUUCUCUUACAGAAAGAGAACAGCCAUGGUGAUCUACACAGUGACGGUGUACACAGGAAAGGGUCUUCUGGCGGGCACCACUAGCCGGAUCUCCAUCCAGCUGCGCGGCGCUGAGGCUGAGAGCGAGGAACAGAGUCUAAACCACAUUCAGGGGUUAUGGCAAGCAUCGGAGCGAGCAUUUAAGAUACACUGUAAAGCGUCUCUGGGAGAGCUCAUAGCGGUCAAGCUUUACUCCAAGCCGUUUAUGGGUCUACUUUACAACCAGUGGUUCUGCGAUAAGAUCUCGGUCAACACGCCCGAAGGAGACAAGGUCCUGUUUCCCUGUUACUGCUGGCUGGACUGCAACGAGAGGCUCGUCUUACGGCCUGCUAAAGCUUCACUUGUGUUCCAGGACACCAACCCGAUAUCCCAGAGGCAGAGGAUGAGGCAGCUGGAGGAGCAGCAGAAGCUAUUCAGGUGGUGUGUGUACGCGGAGGGUACGCCUCAGGUCAUCGACUGCGACAAUCCCCUCGCUCUGCCAGCUGAGGUCCGAUUCUCUUUCACUAAAGAGGCCGAGUUUUACUCCGGUGCAGGAAAGCAGUUAGCUGCUCUGAAGCUAACUGGAUUAGCUAACUGCAGAAAAUCGUGGGAAAGCAUCAGCCAACUGGAAGCAAUCAUUUGUGAAAACAGAGUGAAAACCAUUGAAUACAUUCAGAAGCACUGGGAUGAGGAUGAGUUCUUUGGCUACCAGUUUCUGAAUGGCCUCAAUCCCAUGAUGGUCCAGCGCUGCUCAAAUCUGCCUGAGAAUUUCCCCGUCACAGAAGACAUGGUCAAAAACAGCCUAAGAGGCAGCAGCUUGCAGCAGGAGAUGAAGAAAGGGAACAUCUUCUUGUCUGACUAUAAGAUGUUGGAUGGACUGGUGGGAAAUGUUGUCAGUGGCAGGCAGCAGUAUCUCACAGCUCCCCUGGUCCUGCUGUACUGCAACCCUCACAGCAUGAUGCUGCCCAUCGCCAUUCAGUUAAGGCAAAAGCCCAGCAAAGACAAUCCCAUCUUCCUCCCAACGGAUUCAAAGGCCGACUGGAAACUGGCCAAGAUCUUCGUCCGAAACGCAGAGUUUGGCGUUCACGAGGUUGACUUUCACCUGCUGAGAACUCACCUGCUGGCGGAGGUGUUCACCGUGGCCACGCUGCGCAAUCUUCCCUCUCCACACCCUCUCUACAAGGUACUGAAUCUGUCCCGCAUGAGUUGGUUUGACAUGUGAACAGUGAAUUCACAU